Molecule: messenger RNA, 1913 nt
Organism: Adelges cooleyi (spruce gall adelgid)
Lineage: Eukaryota; Metazoa; Arthropoda; Insecta; Hemiptera; Adelgidae
Gene: Tsp2A
Product: tetraspanin-2A
Exons: 5
Coding region: 113-859 (248 amino acids)
Cellular component (GO): membrane
Source: RefSeq, a predicted model, not a curated record
GUUUGCACUGUUAGUUUGUCGAGUUGGCGUGUCGAAGUCAAAUCCGAGUGCGGUAAUUUGUUGUAGAAAAAUUAUUAUAUAAUAUAUAUUUGUGAUAAUAAAGAACAUUGCUAUGACCAUAAUGGCGAAAUCGGCCAACACCUUAGCCGCCGCCGCUUCCAGACUGGAAAAGCACAUCAACUUGCUCAAGUACACAAUAUUCUGCAUAAGCGUCGUGGUCUGGAUUUCCGGGGUUUUCCUACUUGGCUACGUGGUGUACACAAGACUGGACACGACCCUCCAAGAGUGGGUCGACAUACUUCAAGUAUGGGAUGUUUACGUAGGAUUGUACAUACUGAUAUUCGCGUCCAUUGUUGUGAUACUGGCUCCUUUUUUAUCCUGCUUCGCCGUCUACCAAGAAAUCGCCCAACUGCUCACGGCUAACGCCGGUGUGCAUGUCUUUUCGUUUUUCGUCUUGAUGUUGGGGUCGGGCUAUCUACUCGAAAACACCACUGUCGGAUCGUCCGUCGUUCCGGUCAUCAGAGACAGCAUGAAGAACCUGAUAAUGCAAUCGCACAUCGAGUCUGUGGGGUACACGUUGAACAUGAUCCAGGAAUCGAUCGGUUGUUGUGGAGCAGACGGGCCAAACGACUAUCUUACCCUGAGAAAAGCGUUGCCGACCGAAUGCAGGGACACGGUCACCGGAAACGCUUUCUUCUACGGAUGUGCUGAAGAGAUGACUUGGUUCCUGGAAGAUAAAUCUAGGUGGAUAACCAACAUGGCCAUGUCGAUUGCAGCUUUGGAGAUGCUGAUAACCGCCUUGAGCUUAAUUUUGAUUAAGGCGUUGCAAAAAGAAGAAAAGUUCAACUACCAGCAAUAAGAAAAUAUUAUCGAAAUUGGUUAAUAUUAUACAUAAUCUUCUUAUUACUAUAUUUUUUGCACAUAGAAUAGACUAAGCUAUAUUAAAACAUAACGUAAAAUGUAUUUUUAAUUUUUUUUUUUUCAUACAAAUGUCAUAUUAUUCAAAUUGCACUCACUGUAUGUAUAUAAAUAUAGUUUAUAUAGUUCUAACGUUAUUUGUAAGAAUAUAAUUAAAAGGCACUACGUACCUGUUCUAGACAUUUUACAGAAAAGACAUUUUGUAUAAUUUUUUCUAAUAUAAAUACAAAAAAUAUUGUAAGGCAAUUUAAUAGUAAAAAUAUACUUAGUUUAAAAUAAUUUACUGCACAACAAAAAAAAUUAAAUAAAUUCUACUAAAAUAAUAGUGAAUUUUGUUUAUUUGAAUAUUUUUUACCUAAGCCUUAGGUUGUCUAGUGGACAUUAACCGUGCCCACCUACUCUGUAUACAUACACAUAUUAUUUAGACAAACCAAUAAAACAUCAACAACCGGUCCUGUUACGAUUUAUUUAUGUCGGAAAAAAUAAAAAGUUAUCAAUUUUGUAUUGCUGUUUUCAAUUAUUAUGCUCGUACAUACACAAAACAAGUCAAACAAGCAACUGAAACUAAACUUUCCGCGAACACACAACAGCCAAUAAGGUUAACAAAAGAGCAAUGCUCAUUUCCGGUUCAGCAACUUUUUUUUCCGGUUUAUUUCUUCGGUUUAGCCUUCGGUCGCAAGUUUACCAUUUUUAUUUUGUUAUUUCUGGGAUCUGUUUUUAAAUUCACCGGAACAACAAAAUAUAAUAUUAUUAUAAGAAUCGAACAACCCUUAACUAAGCUAACCACAAUAUUUUCUUAACGCAGUGUAACACUCCCCGAACCGUACUCGACUCUUAUAUAUAUUAUCUAAUCCUCAAGAAGGACGACUAAUAAGGUCCUACUCGUUCUCGGUAAUAUGUAAAUAUAUUUUGCUUGGAUUUGCAUGAAAAAACAUUUUCAGAUGUUUGAUCGAAUACGUUUUACAGCACAUCAAUAACAUACUUUUCUUGGACUA